UGGCGGCCCGCGCGUUUUAUUAUUUUCAAUCUUUUUAAAUUCACUAACAAUUUAUUAAAUUUUAAAUUAUAAUCAUCAAUUUAUUUGCGUAAAUAAUGAGACUGCUGUCAUUUAAAACCGCGGGAAUUUAAAAUACGUCAUAAAUUAUUAAAAAUUGUCAAUGAAGCGACUGAUGAUCAGAUGCUAACCUGAAAGUGUCAAAAACAAGUUUCAAUUUAUUUAAAAUAAUUAAGCAACUAAAAAAUUUGUAUCUAUGUCCUAGUGAUGUGUAAAAAAAAAUUACUACGAUUGUGAAUGGAAAAAUCAGCGUAACUGGAAUGAUCGAGUUGCCAGUGAGUGAAUUGAAUUUGUCAUCAUUGUCAGCAAGGCCACAAUGUCAAAACGUUUUGGAAAGACAAAGAGCUCUGAAAAUGCCAAGAGACCAAGACUGGACAUCACAGUUAGCAGUCAGACAUCCAGAGAGCCAUCAAUCUCCGCUUAUCGGGUCAAUAAUCCUGGAAUAUCUAGUUCAUCUAGUUCCUCAAAGCCAUCUGUAGUUGAUCAAGAUGUUGAUGAAUGGGGUGAAGACCUCGCUGAAGAUUUUCUUGAAAAUCUUGACAUGAUAGUAUCACAAGCAUCCCAAGAUGUCAAUACGUCAGUGAUAAGUAUAAAUCCCUCUCAAAUGAAACCAUUUGAAUCCACCAGGUCGAGUUAUCACCCGCCAGUGUCACACCCACCAGUGUCACGGCCUCAGCAUGAAACUAACCCACAGCCAUCAACCUCACGAGCUUACAACCCAGACACCAGACGAGUCCAGUCGUCCCAGAUUUUGUCAGCAUCUAAAAACUUCCGUGUCCAGCCUUCACGUACACUCGGGCCAUCGAGUAACUUGAGUACAAUCGCAGAGACACCGUCAGCUGAUGAUUUCCACAACAAUCUUUUGGUAAACAAUCGCCUGAACUCAACAUUCCAGCCAAAAAAUGUCGUUGCAGAUCCCGACGAAGAAGUUCUCAGAAAGCUAGAGAAACUGGAGAAUGAAAACAAAAAACUUCUAGACGACUUGAGGAUCAAGGAAGGCGAGUCCGUUUAUUUGAGACAGCAGCUGAACAAAGCCCAGAGUAAAAAUACUCAGCUGAUGCUGGACAAAGAGCGCGCGAUUGAAGAACAAGCGAAUCAGUACCAAACCCAGCUCACUGAUUUGAACAAAACGAACACACGACUCGUAACCGAACUCGAGUUCAAAGAUCUGGAGAUUAAAAAGACGACCGAUAAAUUCAAAAAAAUUAGUAGCAAUCAAUCGCCGCAGAGCGUUCUCACCAAGACUCCAUCAUCUGCAAGGAAAAAAACAACUCAAGCGACCCAAGCAGUUUUUGUAAGCAACAAAUUGUUCGAACUAAAGACUCGUAUCGUUCUCUAUCCUUUUGAGGAAAUUCCGCCGACGAUUUUCCUGUCACCGCUGCCAGAAAAACCAAUUGUUGAUAUCCAAGUUGUCGACAGAAGUGGAAAACGUAAUUUACCAAUACUCCAAGAUGAAAAAUCACUGAGGAUUUUUGAAAAUCCCCAGAUUGUCAAGCCCAUGGUUACAGUAAUCAACAACAAGAAUUUGAAUGUUGAAUUUUUGCAUGCAGAUAUCGCUAAAAUUAUUAAAAUAACUCAUGAGGAAAUAAAUUCACGUGACGUCAUUUUAAUUAUUAAUAAGAUUGUAGCGACAACAAGAGAAUUAAUGAUAAAUAUAUUAACAGUAUUGCAGUCAAUAAAGCUGGCAAUGAACAAUGACGACAUACGUGAUAUGAAUGAUAUUUAUUUAUCAAAAUUCUACGACAUUGAAGCAAACAAUCAUCAGACACUUUGCGACGCGACCGAGUGGCAUGACAAAGAGCGCGGACUCGAAGCUAGAAGAUGUCUUGGUCUACUGGUGACCAUUUCCGAGAAAUCAAUUUAUUUAUCAGGAUACAUAGCAGGUGCCAGUCAACUGAGCACUCAAAAUGACCCUGAGUACUCGCGUUACAUCAAGCAAAUGACUCGGUACGGGGAGUGGUCCAGGCAGGAACACGCCUACGAGAUGCUGGAGCUGUUCAACGAACUGGCUACGGCAAUACACUCAGUGAGACGUUCCUACCAGUUCACUGGCCUGAUCUGCGGGAUCGUAAAACUGAUCUCCAACGUCCAGUCGACAUGUGGAAUAACCGACGAGCGAGCUUUGACUUUAGUCGGUAACAUUUUAAAAGAACUGGUCUUCAGUCGCCCGCUGCUCAAGAGUCUGAUUGUCAUGACCGAUCUGAUGCAGAGUUUCAACAAGAACGAGUUCUUCAUCAAUCGGCUCAUCAGGUACCACCAAGGGAACGAGUUGCAGCUGUUCAAUGACAUCAAUAGCUUCGAUGAUGACGACUGUGUUCUCGAAAUUUAUUUGAAGCAAUUGCGCAGUUUUACGCUCAACAAUGUCAACAAAGUAAAUGUCAUGUACGGACUUGUUGUGUUUGCUGAUGUCGCUUUGAGAGUCGGGUGUCUCAAACUGGCGAAAGAAAAAAACCCAAGUAAUCGAUGUUGCAAGGCGCUUUAUGAAUUUAUUAUACAUAAUUUGCACCGCUGUGCGACCAUUGAUACUGAUGAUCUUAGAGAGGAAUUUGUUAAUAAUGGAGCUGCAAGUUAUUUUAGUAAUAAUUCCGGUAACAAUAGUUUGAAAUGGUGCAAAGGAAAAAUAGAUGGUUACUAUUGGAUUAAAUUUAAAAAUAAAUUUUUUAAUUUACUCAAAAUAGGAAUUAGAUUCUUAACAUUCUUCGCUCAUUGGGAUGCUGAGUUUUUUGUUAAUUCACCAGAAGAUAUUGAUAUUUCUAUUUUUUUAUUUAUGGGAAAUAUCACUAGAGUAAAGGAUUUGGUUUUAAAUAAAAUUGAUCUUGAAGCACUGGAACUAAUGAAAUCAAAAUUUUCCUUUGAAAAAGACAGUACGAGUAAAUUAGAACCCGAGACACCGCAGUGCAAGAAAUUAUUUUCAGUUAAAAGUAUUUUAAUUGAGGAGACGGGUCCAAUUAAUGAUGAUAACGAAGUAAUAUCAUUUGAGCGGAGGGACAAAUACAAGCAGAUGAUUGAUAUGUUUAAAUCAUCAUUACAAUUAUAG
This is a messenger RNA of Microplitis mediator, 3094 nucleotides long. RefSeq lists its product as uncharacterized. The transcript has 3 exons. Gene Ontology annotation, biological process: DNA repair; DNA damage checkpoint signaling. The coding region runs from base 374 to 3094 and encodes 906 amino acids. NCBI's taxonomy places the organism in Eukaryota, Metazoa, Arthropoda, Insecta, Hymenoptera, Braconidae. The record is from RefSeq and is a predicted model, not a curated record.